Messenger RNA from Electrophorus electricus (electric eel), 4198 nucleotides. It is a transcript of the gene tbc1d31, whose product is annotated as TBC1 domain family, member 31. Gene Ontology annotation, biological process: cilium assembly. Gene Ontology annotation, molecular function: protein binding. The record is from RefSeq and is a predicted model, not a curated record. Lineage: Eukaryota; Metazoa; Chordata; Actinopteri; Gymnotiformes; Gymnotidae. Gene Ontology annotation, cellular component: ciliary basal body.
GGUAUUGUAAGAGCAACAGCUCUGCCCAUCUGUUGGAGCCUUUAUCAAGCAAAUACUCACAUAGUUUUAUUAUGCCGUAAAACUACUACGAAUAGCGUAUAGGUUUUACAUUUGCUGUCAUAUUUGUACGCAGUGUAGUUUGUCCUUGUGUUUAAAAUGUUGGGCGCGAAGAACCAUGUCAACACCGCACUUUGAAAGCUCUGUUGUUAGCAACAGCUACUUCAUCACGGUCCUUUUAUACAGUUAGCUUUUAAAUGUUAGUUAUAACCUGCGAUCAUGCAAACAACCGAUAUUGGCAGUAAGGAAAACGGAAAAUUAUGGCAGCGCAAACCAGUUCCAUCAAAUAAUGGGAUCUUGGUGAAUCUAAUCCGCAACGCGUCAUCUUACCAAACCAAGACGGUUCGUUUCCUUCAUGUGGCAUUUGACACUACUGGGGAGUCAUUCCUUGCUGGUGAUCACCACGGAAAUAUCUAUUUAUUUGAUAUUGGCAGAAACAGAUUUCAGCUGAUUCAGAAAACAGGGCUGGCAUGCACCGCCCUCGCUUUCAACCUACGCCGAACAACCGAGUUUCUGGUUGCCCUGUCGGAUUAUUCCAUCAAAUGCUAUGACAAAGACACCAGGCAGCUAGUGAGCUGGAUGAGGGGUCAUGAGGGAGCUGUGUCCUCUCUGUCCGUCCACGCCUCCGGUCGCUACGCCAUCAGCACUUCCUCCGACACAGCUCAGCUGUGGGACCUAGACACCUUCCAGCGGAAGAGAAAACUGAACGUGCGCCAGUCCACUGGUAUACAAAAGGUGCUCUUUCUCCCACUGAGCAACACCAUUCUCAGCUGCUUCAACGAUGACUCCAUCUUUGCUUGGGAGAGCGACACGUUGGUCUGUGCAUAUCAGCUCCCUGUUCCGCUGGAUGGGCCCCGGAUGCAUUACAAGGCGUUUUCUCUCACACAGGAUGGGAAGAUGCUUGCUACGGGCGGACGCACAAACUUGCUCCACUUGUGGUGUUUAGAAAGCCGGCAGCUUGUGAGAGUGAUACAAAUGCCACAGGCAGUGCGGACUGUGAGGCACCUCGAUUUCCUGUCGGACAGUUUUGAUGGUGGAUCCAGCCAGAUUUUGGGCGUUCUGAGCCAGGACGGCAUCAUGCGCUUCAUCAACACAGAGACGUGUAAGCUGCUCUUCUCCAUUGGGUCGCAUGAGGAUGCCAUCACCUCUGCUAUUGUCUGUCCUAAAGGUCGCCACAUUGCUGCCGUGAUGGACAGCGGGGCUGUCAGAGUCUACAGUGUGCGGGCUCUCACUCAGGAGAUCCACAAGCCUCCGCAGCCCCUGGUGAGGUUGGUGACGGGCGAGAAAGUUGCUGAUGGUCUGUGUUUGAAGAUGAAGGUGCAUGCGGGAACGGUACGGCGUCCCAAACGGACCUCCGGGUGCAAAAUCCGGACCAGACUCCUGCAACCCCCAGAUGUUUCUACACUGGAAGACAAAGAGAAUGAUUUGCCAGAUGGUCUUAAUAAGAAGAGACUACAGACUUUACUUAGAACGUUUGGAGAAUACCCAGCUAAAUACAGGAUGUUUAUUUGGCGCUCUCUGUUGCGGCUGCCAGAGAACCACGCGGCUUUCAGCAGUCUGACUGAGAAGGGCCUUCACUCUGCCUACCUCAGCCUCCACGAGCACUAUCCCAUCAAGAGUCCCAAACUACAGAGAGGAUUACAGAGGGUUCUGUCUGCUCUGGCUCACUGGUCUGCUAUUUUUGGUGAAACGGAGUAUCUCCCUCUGUUGGCAUUUCCAUUUGUCAAGCUCUUUCAGAAUAAUCCUCUCAUCUGCUUUGAAGUCGUGGCCACUGUUGUUGUGAACUGGUGCCAGCACUGGUUUGAGUACUUCCCAAACCCUCCUCUCAACAUCCUGAGCGUGGUGGAGAACAUGCUGGCGCACCACGACAAAGAGCUUCUGCGGCAUCUGGUCAACUGUGGCGUCACGUCGCAGUUGUAUGCAUGGCCCCUGCUGGAAACCCUGUUCUCUGAGGUGCUGACCAGAGAAGAAUGGCUGAAGCUGUUCGAUAACGUUUUCUCCAACCACCCUUCUUUCCUUCUGAUGGCCGCAGUGGCCUACGUGACCCUCUGCAGAGCUCCGUUACUCCUCUGCACCCACAGGGACGACUUUGAGUACUUUUUCCACCACCGCAACAACCUGAACAUCAGCGUCAUGCUGACGGAGACCUACCACCUGAUGGAGACCACCCCGGCAGAGCUGCACCCAAAUUCGGUGCUGGGCGACUUUGAGCCCCUCACCCGGGGCCAGUACCCCAUUUUCAACAAGUACCCAACCUUCAUAGUGGAGUACCAGUGCCAGGAGCGGGAGCGCAUCCGCCAGGAAGAAGUGGAAUACCUCAGAGAGAGGCAGGCGCUCCAGGAGGUGCGUGCUGAGGCCGUGAGGCAGCAGGCGGAGGAUGAGGCCUGGUACAUGCAGCAGGACCUGCUCCAGCAAGCUGAAGUGCAGCGCAGGAGGCUCCUGCAGGAGGAGGAGAGUAAGCUCGCUCAGCAGAGAGCCAGGCUGGCUGCUAUGAAGCGCGAGCUGAAGGUGAAGGAGCUCACACUGCUUGAUGCAGCAAGGAGACGCUUCCUCACACAUCAGCAGAACCAGCGCAGGAUCGAGCUCCACCGCCUAGACGACGAGAUCCAAAGAAAGGCGGCACUGCAAGCCCAGGAGACAGCUGCUGCCGUGAAGGAUAUGGAGGUGAGACAGAUGGAGCUAGAUGCUCACAGAAGAUUGUUUGAGCAGCGAUUGGCCAAAGAGCAGGAGAGGGUGAGCCAGGAGGUGAAAACCGAGGUGGAGGCUCGGCGGAGAAAGGCGGAGCUGGACGACUUGGCCUUCCACAACCUCCUUCAAUCAGACAGCGACCUCAACCAAGAGACCCAAAGGGUGUUGGAGGAGUCUGUAGCAGAGGUGGAGCAACAUGACGUCGACGCUGAUUGGCAGACGGAGGUGAUUGGACGAUUGCGGAGGGCAGACGAGGAACAGGAGAGGCGGAGACAGCAAUUGGCUAACCUCAGCAGAGAAACACUGGCCAAGGAGCAGCAGCUCAUUCAGCUCAUGAUGAAAGCAGAGGGCAAGCAUUGGAGUGAGGCAGGGGCAAAGCAGGCCCAGCCGGAGGAGGAAAAGCAGGCAACUGUCGCCAUGGAAACUCGGCAGAGGUCCCGCCUCUCCUGGCAUACAGACGAGGCGGCCCAGCACCAGGAUGAACUGAGAAGGAGCCAGGACGAGGCCAUGAAUCAGCUCCAGGAGAGGAGGAUCCGUUCACCCUGCUCAACAAGAGGCCUGUUGCACCUGCCUGACUGUUCACAGGUCGACCCCGCCAAUAUCUGUCUGAACAACCAAUCCUCAGAUGACUCCACAUGUUUUUCUCUGGAGCACGGCCGAGGCAAGCUGGACCGCGAGGAGAAGGCACUGCUCCAGGAGGUGCGAGAGCUCCGGCAGAAGCUGGCAGCCCGAGCUAGAGCUGGAGACCACACGUCACUGUCAGGCAGCUCCCAGCACUGACAGUGAUGAGAGAAAGGCAUUGUCUAGGAGAAGCUCAUCCACAAGGCCUUGCUGGAGUCUUGAAUUACAUAUUGUAUUAAUAGGUAAUAGUGGUCAUCUAGUGAAUUGCAUUACGAACGUUUUUGGUUUGGGUCCUUAGACCAAAACAAUAACAUAUAUAUAUUAUUGUUACUUAUUAUUAGUAAUUAAGCAUAUUAAGUUAUUAAAAAACCUAUUUCGAACUAAACUGCAGUUGUUAUUGACCAUGUUAGGUCCAUGUUAGUUGUAAUGGAUCUUGUGAACCUUAUAUCCCACAUCCUUUAUUCAGGGUAGGACAAGCAAUGAAGUGACAUACUACAAAUUCAUUUUGGGAUAAGGAUAUCACAAUGUUUCUGAUCUUUCAUGCUGUAUUUUAUGAUUUGUACCCUAAUUUUAUUUGUUUAUUUGAUGGAACCUAGCCUUCUGAAUUUAAGAUGAGGUAAAUAAAUUUUAAAAACCUUUUGUAUACAAAACCUUUUGCCUUCAGGACACAUUUUUGGCAGAGACAAGGUUUGCCCAUUGCAGCAUCAGAGCAGAUAAAUGUUGUGGUUUUCAGCAAGCCCAUGUAGUCGCAUUUAUUUAUUUUUUCUCUCCUCUGUAUGAUGUAUUUAAUGUGAAAUAUUGCUGACAUAUAAAUCUUUGAGUUUUGUAUUUA